This is a messenger RNA of Conger conger (European conger), 1931 nucleotides long. RefSeq names its product insulin-like growth factor 2 mRNA binding protein 1 (gene igf2bp1). Bases 1 to 1881 code for a protein of 626 amino acids. Gene Ontology annotation, molecular function: mRNA 3'-UTR binding. The record is from RefSeq and is a predicted model, not a curated record. Gene Ontology annotation, biological process: nervous system development; regulation of gene expression. The transcript is spliced from 15 exons. Gene Ontology annotation, cellular component: cytosol; nucleus; cytoplasm. Lineage: Eukaryota; Metazoa; Chordata; Actinopteri; Anguilliformes; Congridae.
AUGAACAAGCUAUACAUUGGAAAUCUUAGUGAAAACGUGACUCCUGAAGACUUGGUUAAAGUCUUUGAAGACUGCAAGAUUCCAUUCUCUGGACAGUUUCUCCUGAAAACUGGUUAUGCGUUUGUUGACUGUCCGGACGACCAAUGUGCUAUGAAAGCCAUUGAAACAUGUUCUGGUAAAGUGGAGCUGCACGGCAAACGCAUUGAGGUCGAACACUCUGUCCCUAAGAAACAAAGGACCAGAAAACUCCAGAUUAGAAACAUUCCACCACACUUGCAAUGGGAGGUGCUCGAUGGUCUUCUCGCUCAGUAUGGAACGGUGGAGAACUGUGAACAAGUGAACACAGAAAGCGAAACCGCAGUGGUCAACGUCACGUACGGCACGCGGGAACAAGCAAGGCAGGCCAUCCAGAAGCUGAACGGGUACCAGUUUGAGAACAACGCGCUGCGCGUGUCCUACAUCCCCGAUGAGACCUCCGAGGUGGACGGGCAGCGGGGCCCCGACAACGGCCGUCGCCCCGGUUACGGCCCCCGCGGCCCCCGCCAGGGCUCCCCCAACUCCGGGGGCCCCUCCAAACACCAGCACGCCGACAUCCCCGUGCGGCUGCUGGUGCCCACCCAGUACGUGGGGGCCAUCAUCGGCAAGGAGGGGGCCACCAUCCGUAACAUCACCAAACAGACCCAGAGCAAGAUCGACGUCCACCGCAAAGAGAACGCCGGCGCGGCGGAGAAGCCCAUCAGUAUCCACUCCACGCCCGAGGGCUGUUCGGCCGCCUGCCGCAUGAUCCUGGACAUCAUGCACCAGGAGGCCAAGGACACCAAGACAGCCGAGGAGGUCCCCCUGAAGAUCCUGGCCCACAACAACUUUGUGGGGCGUCUGAUCGGCAAGGAGGGCCGCAACCUGAAGAAGGUGGAGCAGGACACGGACACCAAGAUCACCAUCUCCCCGCUGCAGGACCUGACCCUGUACAACCCGGAGAGGACCAUCACAGUGAAGGGCCCCAUCGAGGCGUGCUGCCUGGCCGAGCAGGAGAUCAUGAAGAAAGUGCGCGAGGCCUACGACAACGAUCUCGCCGCCAUGAACCAACAGACCCACCUGAUCCCCGGGCUCAACCUCGGGGCUCUGGGGCUGUUCCCUCCAUCUUCUGCGAUGCCGCCUCCGCCCCCCGGAAACUCUAGUGCUGGCGCCCCCUACGGUUCAUUCGGGGUAAGUUCAGCCUUACGGAAAGCACCGGCACCAUCGCCUUUAUCUCUCUAUUACGCUCUGGUUCCCCUCCCGCAGACCCCGGAGCAGGAGACGGUACACAUGUACAUCCCGGCCCAGGCUGUGGGUGCCAUCAUCGGCAAGAAGGGCCAACACAUCAAACAGCUCAGCCGCUUCGCUGGGGCCUCCAUCAAGAUCGCUCCGGCCGAGGCCCCCGACUCAAAGAUGCGCAUGGUCAUCGUGACCGGACCCCCCGAAGCCCAGUUCAAGGCACAGGGCAGGAUCUACGGGAAGCUGAAGGAGGAGAACUUCUUUGGGCCGAAGGAGGAGGUGAAGCUGGAGACGCACAUCAAAGUGGCCGCCACCGCCGCCGGCCGCGUCAUCGGGAAGGGCGGGAAGACGGUGAACGAGCUGCAGAACCUGACGGCUGCGGAGGUGGUGGUGCCCCGGGAGCAGACGCCCGACGAGAACGACCAGGUCAUCGUCAAGAUCACCGGGCACUUCUAUGCAAGCCAGUUGGCGCAGCGGAAGAUUCGGGACAUUCUGACUCAGGUCAAACAGCAGCAGCAGAAGGGAGGUUCGGGCGGGUCGAACCAGGGGUCCCACUGCCAGACCCACGUGGACCCCGGGGCCCCGCAGAGCCAGGCCCAGGAGCCCCAGCCGGCCCGCAGGAAGUGAGGGGCCGGGCCCCUUGGCACGGAAGGCAGCCGGUGGAGAGACCUGCGGAG